AUGGCCAAUCGAAAGCAGCGGACAUACAACAUUGCCAUGGUCUGCGACUUCUUCUUUCCACAGCCCGGAGGAAUCGAAAGUCACAUCUACCAGCUCUCGAGCAAGCUCGUCGACCGCGGCCACAAGGUCAUCGUCAUUACACACGCCUACGACGACCGCAAGGGCGUUCGCUACCUCACAAACGGCAUCAAGGUCUUUCACGUGCCCUUCGCCGUCAUCUACCGCUCGUCCAGUUUCCCGACCGUCUUCUCGUUCUUCCCCCUCUUCCGCAACAUCAUUCUCCGCGAGCAGAUCGAGAUUGUCCACGGCCAUGCCAGUCUGAGCUGUCUGGGCCAAGAAGCUCUUCUGCACGCACGCACCAUGGGACUGCGGACCGUCUUCACAGACCAUUCUCUCUUCGGAUUUGCAGACGCCGGAAGCAUCCUCACCAACAAGCUGCUCAAGUUCAUCUUGAGUGACGUCGAUCAUGCCAUUUGUGUCAGCCAUACGUCGAAAGAAAACACAGUCCUCCGAGCCGCCCUGGACCCUUUGAUGGUCUCCGUCAUCCCGAACGCUGUCGUGUCGGACAACUUCAAGCCUCUUCCCCGGCCGGAUCCCGCCACGACAAACUAUCAUUUCCACCAACAUCCGCUGCCAGCGCAUCCUCUGGGUCCCCACGAACCCGUCACGAUCGUCGUCAUCAGCCGGCUGUUCUACAACAAGGGCACAGAUCUACUCACUGCUGCUAUCCCUCGCAUCUUGGAGGCACAUCCCAACACGCGGUUCAUCAUCGCGGGUUCUGGCCCCAAAGCCAUCGACCUCGAACAGAUGAUUGAGCAGAAUGUUCUCCAGGAUAAAGUGGAGAUGCUGGGCCCCGUGCGACACGAGGAUGUCCGGGACGUCAUGGUCAGAGGACACAUCUACCUACACCCGAGUCUGACGGAGGCAUUCGGCACCGUCAUUGUCGAGGCUGCCAGUUGCGGGCUCUACGUCGUCUGCACGGCAGUCGGCGGAGUCCCCGAGGUUCUCCCGUCGCACAUGACGGAGUUCGCCAAGCCAGAGGAAGACGACCUGGUGCUCGCGACGGGCAGAGCCAUCCAGACCAUCCGCGCCAACAAGGUCCGCACCGAGCGGUUCCACGAGCAAGUCCAGGCGAUGUAUUCGUGGACGAACGUGGCCAAGCGCACGGAGCGCGUCUACCAAGGCAUCAUGGGGGACGUGAGCGAUGCCGAGUUCUACGGGUACGAGGUCGCAAGCAAGGCCCAGUGGAGCGCUACACGGGGUCGCAACUUCGCCCUCAUCGACCGCCUCAAGCGAUACUACGGGUGCGGCGAGUGGGCAGGCAAGCUCUUCUGCCUCUGUGUCGUGAUUGACUACUUGAUCUUUGUCUUUUGCGAGUCCAUCUGGCCCAGAGACGAGAUCCCCAUCGCCCGCGACUGGCCCCGCAGAGUCUUUGCCGGCGAUGAUGAUGACUGA
Molecule: messenger RNA, 1455 nt
Organism: Microdochium trichocladiopsis
Lineage: Eukaryota; Fungi; Ascomycota; Sordariomycetes; Xylariales; Microdochiaceae
Exons: 2
Coding region: 1-1455 (484 amino acids)
Biological process (GO): GPI anchor biosynthetic process
Cellular component (GO): glycosylphosphatidylinositol-N-acetylglucosaminyltransferase (GPI-GnT) complex
Molecular function (GO): phosphatidylinositol N-acetylglucosaminyltransferase activity
Source: RefSeq, a predicted model, not a curated record